Phycodurus eques (leafy seadragon) is the source of this 817-nucleotide messenger RNA. RefSeq names its product EF-hand calcium-binding domain-containing protein 10 (gene efcab10). Bases 71 to 487 code for a protein of 138 amino acids. Lineage: Eukaryota; Metazoa; Chordata; Actinopteri; Syngnathiformes; Syngnathidae. The transcript has 4 exons. The record is from RefSeq and is a predicted model, not a curated record.
GAGCCCAACCCCCUUUUUUUUUUUAAAGUGAGGCGAUGUCGUAUCUUAGCAACCGACAUCAACAAAAAAGAUGGAAGUCAAAAUAACGACCGAGCGAGAGAAAGAAGCCGCCGCUUACCUGGAAAAACACAAAAUCUUCGACCUGAUGAAAAACCUCACCAGCAUGCUCUUCUUUUAUAGACCCGAUGAUCCGAAAGAGUUUCUCAUCGAAAAACUGGAACAGCUAAAACAAGCUCGAGAUCGUGGCCAAAAAGCGCCCAGUCUGCUCAGCCAUUCCAAUCUGGACGCAGCCUUUGGAAUAGUGGACCCAGCCAAUGAAAGAUAUGUCACAUUUGGACAAUACAAACAGGCGCUCAUCUCAUUGGGCAUGAAAGACAUCAACGAGUGUCCUGACGGUGUAAACGAUGACAAAAUAUCCUAUGAUACUUUCAUAACAGAAGGGAUGGUAAGCCUGGAGAAAUGCUCAGCGACAUACAAACAACCUUAAACUUGAAUGUUUACUGAUACUAUGUCCAUAAUAUUUUAUGUGCAACUUUAUGUUGUCAUCCAAAGUAGGCAUUUUGGAGUGAUGUGCUUUUUAAAUGUAGUUAUAUUUGUAUUGUUAUGAAUUUUUGUAAUGGGGUUCCAUUUUCUGGUUUGAAACAGACUGAUAAGACUUUAUAACAUCUGCUCGAGAUGCAAUUUUUGUCGCAGAAAGAAGAUGGAUUAUACAGAAUAUAAAUGUGUACACUAGUACAAUGGGAUGAUUUACAGUAUAUUUAUGGAAUUGCGGUAUGUAUCAACACUCGUGCAAAUAAAUACAUUCUGAUUUAUUUUA